Molecule: messenger RNA, 135 nt
Organism: Parastagonospora nodorum SN15
Lineage: Eukaryota; Fungi; Ascomycota; Dothideomycetes; Pleosporales; Phaeosphaeriaceae
Exons: 2
Coding region: 1-135 (44 amino acids)
Source: RefSeq, a predicted model, not a curated record
AUGUACAGCUACUUAGGCUUAAAGAGGACAGACAUCGGAAUGCUCCCACCGGAUGUUGGCCACGAUCGAACGACAACUGAACGGAAGAGAGUACCUGCAGGCCACAUUUUUCGGAUUCCACCCGCACCGUCAUAA